AUGAAAGGGUCGGAGAUAUCGUCAUCAACACCAACAGCAAUGAUCAAAACCAGCAAUAACGAUGGAAUUAAGCCACAAAAACCCCAGUUCCGGCCAGCUCAGGAUGACACUAAGCCUCCACUGAAAGACCCAACUUUGUUAGUUCACAGAAUUGUUAGUUCUGGGAGAUGGGAUGAUUGA
Molecule: messenger RNA, 180 nt
Organism: Dovyalis caffra
Lineage: Eukaryota; Viridiplantae; Streptophyta; Magnoliopsida; Malpighiales; Salicaceae
Source: the annotation of a GenBank genome assembly